AUGGAAGAUCGACCAACCGUCUCGGAUUGUAGCCCAAGUGAUAUAAAUGAAGACCAAAUAGGAAGUGAAGACGAUUCUGAAGUAGUAAAAGAAACAAAUAUAUCUGUUGAUGACUCCCCUGUAAACACACUUCAAGCUCAAAAAUCAGCAAGCCAUGGCAAAUCAGUAGCAAAAAAAAAUCUGAGUUAUGAGGAAUCUCUGUUAAACAUUUUAAAGGAAAAGAAGGAAGAAGUUAUUGAUGAAGAUAAAUCUUUUCUUUUAUCAUUAGUGCCAGCAUUUAAGAAAUUGACGGAUACUCAAAAAAUGGAUGCAAAAAUGGAGUUUCUUUCCACAUUAAAACGUAUUACUCUUUCAAGACCAGAAGCGUCUCACAAUGGGCCUCUUGGCCACGGUACCAGUUCAAACUACGGAUUUCAUGGAUUAACUGGAAAUCAAUUUUCACAUCAAAAUCAACAACGUAAUUUUCAAAAUUUCAACACAGGAAACUACUCUUCUGGAUCGUCGACUCCUAACACAGUUCCAAGUUGUAGCGGUUAUGAAUCCACUACGCCCCUGCAGUUUGAUUUUGAAGAUAUGCAUACAUUAUAA
This is a messenger RNA of Macrosiphum euphorbiae (potato aphid), 588 nucleotides long. Lineage: Eukaryota; Metazoa; Arthropoda; Insecta; Hemiptera; Aphididae. The record is from the annotation of a GenBank genome assembly.